Messenger RNA from Entelurus aequoreus (snake pipefish), 1722 nucleotides. RefSeq names its product UTP--glucose-1-phosphate uridylyltransferase-like. The transcript is spliced from 10 exons. Gene Ontology annotation, biological process: glycogen metabolic process; UDP-alpha-D-glucose metabolic process. The record is from RefSeq and is a predicted model, not a curated record. Gene Ontology annotation, molecular function: UTP:glucose-1-phosphate uridylyltransferase activity. Gene Ontology annotation, cellular component: cytoplasm. NCBI's taxonomy places the organism in Eukaryota, Metazoa, Chordata, Actinopteri, Syngnathiformes, Syngnathidae. Bases 161 to 1639 code for a protein of 492 amino acids.
GGUGUCAUGUCCCGGAUGCUAACGAGCUAGCUAAAAGAGGAUGGUGACGUUUGGUCCAUUUCGGUCAACUUGUGGACUUUGCAAGUGAACUUUAGGACCCUCAAAGUCCGUGUUGGCGUUCGAAGUCCGUCCUGCGUCUUCAGACCUGAGCCGAGGAGCCAUGACGGAGUUCCAGGAGAAACUGCGGCAGCAGCACCAGGAGUCCAUGCAGCGCGAGCUGGAGGAGCUGCUCGCCACCGCCGGCGACGCCGAGGCCCAGCGCUGCAGGAAAGACUUUGAGGGCUUCAAGAGGCUCUUCAACGCCUUCCUGCAGGUCAAAGGUCCCGCCGUGGACUGGGCCAAAAUCAGCCGGCCGCCAGAGGACGCCAUCCAAGCGUACGAGAAGAUCAAGGCCAGGGGUCUCCCGGACGACAUCGCCGCCAGCCUCAACAAGCUGGCGGUGCUCAAGCUGAAUGGCGGCCUGGGCACCAGCAUGGGCUGCAAGGGUCCCAAGAGUCUCAUCAGCGUCCGCAACGAGAACACCUUCCUGGAUCUCACCGUGCAGCAGAUUGAGCACUUGAACAAAAGCUUCAAGGCCGACGUUCCUUUGGUGCUCAUGAACUCCUUCAACACAGACCAGGAGACCAAGAAGAUCCUGCAGAAGUACAAACAUCGUCGCAUCAAGAUCCACACCUUCAACCAGAGCAGGUACCCGCGCAUCAACAAGGAGUCGCUGCUGCCCAUCGCCAAGAGCCUGGCGCUGGGCGGGGAGAAUGUGGAGGCGUGGUACCCACCGGGUCACGGCGACAUCUACACCAGCCUGGCCAACUGUGGUCUCCUGGAUGAGCUGCUGGCGGCGGGCAAGGAGUACAUCUUCGUGUCCAACAUCGACAACCUGGGCGCCACCGUGGACCUCUUCAUCCUGCACCAGCUCAUCAGCCAGCCCCCCGAGCGCCGCUGUGACUUCAUCAUGGAGGUCACCGACAAGACGCGCGCCGACGUCAAGGGCGGCACGCUGAUCCAGUACGAAGACCACCUGAGGCUGCUGGAGAUCGCCCAGGUGCCCAAAGCCCACGUGGACGAGUUCAAGUCUGUCAGCAAGUUCAAGAUCUUCAACACCAACAACCUAUGGAUCUCGCUGGCCGCCAUCAAGCGUCUCCACAGCGACCAAGCCAUGGACAUGGAGAUCAUCGUCAACCCCAAGACGCUGGACGGCGGCCUGAACGUCAUCCAGCUGGAGACGGCGGUGGGCGCCGCCAUCAAGAGCUUCAAGAACGCCAUGGGCGUUAACGUGCCUCGCAGCCGCUUCCUGCCCGUCAAGACCUCGUCCGACCUCCUGCUGGUCAUGUCCAACCUGUACAGCCUGGACGCCGGCUCGCUCACUAUGAGCCGCCAGCGCGAGUUCCUCACCACACCGCACAUCAAGUUAGGAAGCUGCUUCACCAAGGUUCAAGAGUUCCUGGCGCGUCUGGACAGCAUCCCAGACAUGCUGGAGCUGGACCACCUGACCGUGUCGGGCGACGUCACCUUCGGGAAGAACGUGUCGCUGAAGGGAACCGUCAUCAUCAUCGCCAACCACGGCGAGCGCAUCGACAUUCCCUCCGGCGCCAUGCUGGAGAACAAGAUCGUGUCAGGGAACCUGCGCAUCCUGGACCACUGAGGAGACAUCAGCUCACCCUCAAUAAACAGCUUCCCCUGGCUCUUAUUGUGAAAUCUUUGCAGGAAGUGAAACGAAAACCACGA